AUGCCGCCGCAAGCCCAGGCGUACUAUGCAGCUACAGCGAGCUCAGACACCAGGGUGUCUCUGGCAUCUUCUAAUUCGUGGGAAAGCCUCAAGCGAAGGCUCGACAACGACGCUGAUCCAGACCGUGCGAUUUCGAGAUAUCUCAAAUCUCGCCGGUUGAACCGGAUCGUCACCCUGAAACGACCAGGCCAAGCUGGACAGGUGCUAUCGGUCGCCGAAGCCGGGGAUCCGGAAGGCUAUCCUGUGCUUGUGUUCCUAGGUCUCGGAUGCGUACGCUAUCUGAUCGCCCUGUACGACGAGGUGGCUCGAGGGGACAACAUUCGGUUGAUAUGUAUAGAUCGCUGGGGUCUCGGCAAGAGUCAAGAGGUAGCAUCGGAACAAAGAGGUUUGCUUGAGUGGGCCGACGUUGUCAAAGAGGUCAUGGACCAGAUGGAAGUCCCUACAUUCGGUUUGAUGGCUCAUUCCGCUGGUGUUCCCUAUGCCCUGGCGACCGCGCUUAAGAUGAAGGAUCGCGUCAGCGGAACCAUCCAUUUGCUAGCGCCUUGGGUCAACAUCGACGUCGAUGGAGGUUACAAGUGGCUGAAGUACGUGCCAUCCAGCGUCAUCAAGACGGCUCAGGCGACCGAGUGGAAGUUUCACGGAUGGAGACUGGGUAGCUUGCCUGCUUCACCUUCUGAAGGUAUCGGAUACACCCCACCUCAAUCUGCUCGGUCCGUGAUGGGCACAGCAUCGGGAUACUUUGUGGGAAGACUAGGUCGACCGCAAGUAUCCCCUGGUUUGCCUCAGGUAUAUACCGGGGACUGGGCUAGUCGAGGCUGUUCAUCAUCGCGAGUCGACCUCGGCGUUGGUAGUAAAGGCGACCCCACAGGCGACACGACGAGCAGACCGCCAGUAUCACCUUUAGUACGACCAAAGAGUUCGGCAGGGAGGCUUGCCCGAAGGCUUUCCCAAAGCGUCAAACCGAACGGUGACGAUACGAUAGAGCGACUGCGCGUCGGAACCAACCAAUCAAGCAAGCUCCUUCGACUUGCUCCUAGCAACGCUUCCGCCACGAGUAUAGAAACAACAGCGGAUGUCGAGUUGUCGUCCCGAUCUGGCGUGCGCUCGAGUCGCGUCAAGAGGAUUGUUCCGGCACGUACGACUAGUCUGCCGUCCAUCGACCUGGAACGCCCGAGUUCUCGAGCACAGAGCACCCUGUCUGCCGCGUCGAGCGUGGUACCGCUCGCGGGCGAGACUUCACUGGCCACAGCGAUCCUCCAAGCGUCUCACGCCGAGGCGCUGCAAGGGGGAAGCGCCGACCUGAUGUCGAUAUUGGGCAGGGACAGCAAGGAUUGGGGCUUCUCGUACAGCCAUAUCGAGCAUCCCUGUCGAGUCUGGUUAGGAGACAAGGAUGACAAGAUCGGCGAGAGAGGCGUACGCUGGAUGGAACAAGAGAUGAAGCAUUGCCAAGUCGAGAUCGUCGCUGGGGAGGGUCAUAAUCUCAUGACGAGUUCACGGGUCGUUCUGAUGGUCUUUUCCAGACUUCAGCCUGAUGUACGAGCUUGGAUGAGUCGAUCCACAUGA
Messenger RNA from Filobasidium floriforme, 1563 nucleotides. Its product is annotated as Alpha/Beta hydrolase protein. The transcript has 2 exons. NCBI's taxonomy places the organism in Eukaryota, Fungi, Basidiomycota, Tremellomycetes, Filobasidiales, Filobasidiaceae. The record is from RefSeq and is a predicted model, not a curated record. Bases 1 to 1563 code for a protein of 520 amino acids.